Iphiclides podalirius (scarce swallowtail) is the source of this 798-nucleotide messenger RNA. Lineage: Eukaryota; Metazoa; Arthropoda; Insecta; Lepidoptera; Papilionidae. The record is from the annotation of a GenBank genome assembly.
AUGCAGAUUGUACAUGAGGAACUGGGUGACCAGGAAGUGUUCCGAUUGUUCUAUAAAGACUUUCUCCGUCGCGGCUCAGACGCUGUGGUCGUCGGCGGGUACGCGCCAGCCGCUAUUGUUACCAACCAAGCGGUUGUCGCAGCACCGGCGGCGGCAGUUGUCGCUGGCCCAGCCAUCUCUAGCGGCGCGGCCUUAAAUAACGCUGCGGCCGUAGGGGCGGCCCAAUUAAGCGCCAUCCAGAACGCGCAGGCGGUACAAGCUGCUCAAAUUGCGAAUGCUGCCGCGGCCGCAAUCCAAGGAGCACGCGUUGUCGAGGCCGAAGCACGCGCCAGACAGGCGAACGCGAUUCAAAACGCCCAGGCUUUGGACGCCGCGCGCGUUUCCUAUCUACAGAGGGCACAGGCCGCUGCCCUGGAGAACGCUAGGGCCAACGAAGCAGCUAGGAGGGCAGCAGCUGCCAGCGCUUUGGAGUUAGCUCGCGCCGCUGAAGCGGAACGAGCAGCCAACGCGGCCCGCGUCCAAGCUGUAGCUUACGCUAACACCAGAGCUAUUGAAGCCUCCCGUAUUGCAAACGCUGCAAGAGCCCAAUCCGCCGCAGUCGCCACCAGCGCCGCUCAGACGCAGGCCGUCGCUGAUGCAGUAGCAAGGAAUAACCAAGAGGGCCUUCUUGUUGGUGGUGCACCCAGUGUGGUAGCUGUGGGACCAGCUGCGGCCGGAGUCGAAGUUGGCCAUGUGGCCGAAGGACUUAGCUACGGAACAUCGUGGGGCCAUGGCGGUGGCGCACUCAUUAGCAAACAC